This is a messenger RNA of Dracunculus medinensis (Guinea worm), 1416 nucleotides long. The record is from the annotation of a GenBank genome assembly. NCBI's taxonomy places the organism in Eukaryota, Metazoa, Nematoda, Chromadorea, Rhabditida, Dracunculidae.
AUGGAGCAAAAUGAUGCGAAAUGCAAUUUAUUUAUCAAUUUGGGUAGUGAAACUGUUUCCGAUUCAAGUGCUUCAGAAAUUUUAAAUGAUGCAGUAAAAAAUAUUGAUGAUUGUCGUACUCCAUUAGCUGAAUUGCCAAUAAAAAAAGAUUUUUCGUCGCCAGAAGUUACUAGUAAGGCGGAAAGACGAGAUUUGGGAAAUUCUGCAGCGAAUAUUGCUGCAAUGCAAAAGUUAGAUGAAACGCCAGCUGUACCACCGAGACAUAAAAAACGGCGUGUAACUGAAUUACGGUGUCCUGAAGUUCGAUGGUUUUAUCGGAAAAAGGGAGAAACUAAAUGGAAUUCAUUCAGAGGUGUUGAUUCGCUUAAACUCGAGAUUAGAUGGCGACAGCGAAAUAAUAUCGAAAUUGACAAAGCCACUCAGGCAAAUAUGGCCUUCAUGCAAGUAGCGAAUUCUCUUGUUGUUCAUGAUGGUCUUUAUUGCGUUUCGGAUGAUAUAACAUAUAUUUAUUCAUUUUAUUGGAAAGAUGACGAGAUGGAAAUAAGGCGAGGCACUUGGUUUCUUGCUGAAAGUAUGCAACCAAUUGAUCAGGACAUGGCUGAACCGAUUGAAAAACAUCACUUAUCCAUUUUCCGUUCGCAGACAAUUCCAGAAACAGCAGUGUUUUCUGAUAAAGAAUCCAGCAAAAAACCAAUAUUAACGGAAUUAAAAUUAAAAGACCAAUAUGAAGUACGCUGGAAUUCAGUUAUCGAUAUCACAUUGUACAACAAUUCAAAAACAAGUCGUUUCUUAAGAUAUAUAACCUGGGGAAAAGGUACAUCUUUGAAGCGUGGUUAUGAAGAAGCUGAUUGGGAAGAUGGGACGAGAGUGAUAAGUCAUCUGAUACUUGUCGUUCAUGGAAUUGGUCAAAAAGGCUAUGAAAAUCUUAUCGCAAAAAAUACCGAUUUAGUACGAGAAGCGGCAUAUUCAAUCAUGGAGAAAAAUUAUGCCGAGGAAAAAAGUCGGCCAAUGAUUCUUCCUGUUGAAUGGCGAGCUUCAUUAGUUCUUGAUGAAGGUCUCACCGAUUUUGUUACACUUCCGAAGAUGUCUUCUAUGCGACAUGCUUUAAAUUCAACCGUUAUGGAUAUAUUAUAUUAUCAAUCUCCUUUAUACAGGAACGAGAUUAUGGGUGGCUUGACGAAUUCACUAAAUACAGUUUAUACUAAAUUUAAGCAGAAUCAUCCGAAUUUCGAUGGUCCUAUAUCUUUGUUUGCUCAUUCUCUUGGUUCAGUGAUGUGCUAUGAUCUAAUGACUAAUUGGUCUCCAUUAGUAAUUUAUGAUAAAUAUGUCGCCACUAUUAUUGAAAAUUAUAUAAGCGGUGAUAAUCGAGAGAAUGUUGAUACCUUCCAUGCUUUCCAAAAUGCCCGUCAAAAGUAA